Messenger RNA from Alternaria arborescens, 975 nucleotides. RefSeq lists its product as hypothetical. Bases 1 to 975 code for a protein of 324 amino acids. Gene Ontology annotation, cellular component: extracellular region. The transcript has 2 exons. Lineage: Eukaryota; Fungi; Ascomycota; Dothideomycetes; Pleosporales; Pleosporaceae. The record is from RefSeq and is a predicted model, not a curated record. Gene Ontology annotation, molecular function: feruloyl esterase activity.
AUGAAGGCAACUUUAUCUGUUCUUGCGGCGCUGUCCGCAGCAGCCGCUACACUUGACUCAAAGUCCAAUUCUGACAAUGGCUGCCAAAAGCCACUUCCAUCAGGUGUCAAGCUCGAUCAAUCCGUCGACUUGACAUUGGAUAGCACGAGCGGUGUCUCGCCUCGCAGGUACCGCUUACAUAUUCCGCCCUCAUACGACAGCAACACCCAAGUCCCACUCAUCCUAUCCUUCCAUGGCCGUGGCAAAGACGCAGAAUACCAGGAAGCCUUGAGCCAGUUCUCGAACGCAAGCUACGGUUUCGAUGGGAUUGUCGCAUACCCCGAAGGCGUAUCUAACGCGAAAGGCACCCAGCAAUACCAAGGCGACCCCGACUCCCCAGCCUCAAUCAAUGACGUAACGUUUACACUUGAACUUCUCGACCACCUACAGUCCGCCUAUUGUAUCGACCCGUCCCGUAUUUACGCGACCGGGAAAUCGAACGGCGGAGGUUUCACCGGUGUAUUGGCUUGCGAUGCAGAAGCCACCAAACGUAUCGCUGCAUUUGCACCCGUGUCUGGUGCGUUCUACCUAGAUGCAGACGAAAAUCCUCCUCUUUGCGAGCCUAGUAGGCGUGUGCCGAUUAUGGAAUUCCAUGGGUUGAAGGAUAAGACAAUUCCGUACGCAGGUGGCAUCAACACGCGCGGAAACGCUAAUUCGACUGAUGUAACGACUUGGGUUGAUGACUGGGCUAGGCGCGAUGGAUUUGAUGUUAGCGCAAACGAGACGAGUUAUCUGUGUGAGAAGGACGUGGGGAAAAUGGUUACGCGCUAUAGUUGGGAUGAUGUGGUCGUGCACUACAAGUACGAGAAUUUAGGUCAUGAUUGGCCCAGUUCGUUCCUCAACGGCGAUACGGGCGAUGAUGAGGGCGUGCUGACUUGUAAGGAGGCGGAGGCAACACCUAUUAUUCUGGAGUGGUUUGGCAGAUGGAGACUUUAG